AUGCGUCCAUUCUUUGUUUUGGCUGCCCUCCUGGGUACUGCCCUUGCCGCUCCUUUCCAAACCUCGCCCAUCUUUCGCCGCCAUGAACUUACUCCCAAGGGCUUCAUCAAAGUCAACCCCGGAGGUGCAAAUGAUGUGUCCAUGACCGAUGAAAAUAUGCUCAAUGGAACAUAUCCCAGGAACAAAACACAUGUCUUGACGCAUCGCGCCGCUGAACCCGCCACCUUGCCUCUUAAGCUUGUCAACAACUUUUCCGGCGGAAACGUCAGGGCAUACAUCUCUGGCUUGGAUUCUGAUGGGACGGUUGUUUUUAUCGGUGCUGAUGGAGGUCUUGUCUAUCCUCGCUCUGGAGGCUCCAAGAUUCCCGUGGAGAUCACAGAUAAUAUUGCUAUCCCUCUGCCGCCUCAGGGCGAGACACUCGACUUUACCAUUCCCAUCUCGAUGAGCUCCGGCCGCAUAUACUUUGCAGAUGACGAUCUGCACUUCUUCAUGGUUGACAUUGGAAACGGCGAUGGCUUGGUUCAACCCUCCACAAACAACUUGCAAGAUCCCAGCGCGGGCGUCAACUGGGGAUUUGUAGAGCUCACUUAUACCAACGGCGUGCUCUAUGCCAACAUUAGCUACGUGGACUUUGUCGGUAUUGUCCUUGGUAUGAUGCUCUCUUUGACAGACGGAAGCACUCAGACCACUGCUGGUCUUGUUGCCGACGCUGCUUCCAAGAUCUGCGACGACAUGGUCAAGCAGAAGGACGCCGACGGCCGAGCCUGGACUUUUCUGUGCAUCGCCAAUGCUCUUGGAGAUCCGAUUCGCGUCAUAUCACCUGGAAACCAAUACGAUCUUGAACCCAUCACUUUCGAAGAUUACUGGACUUCCUACGUCGACGAGGUCUGGAACAAGUACUCGACUCAAGCCCUCACGAUCAAUACCCAGACCGAAGCUGGAAGUGUCAGCUGCCGAGUCUCGGGUGAAGAACUCGUCUGCGAUGGCGACAACCGCGGAUACGCUAAGCCCAACACCAAGGAUAUCUGGGGUUGCAACAGCGGUCCCUUUGCCAUCAUCGAGGGCGACAAUGCCAUUCACACUGCCGUUGUCCCUCGACUCUGUGCUGCCUUUGUUCGCUCCACCCUCUUAGUCGACGGUGGCGAUGUGCAACCGAGCCUGGGAGCCGACUCUUACUACAAGAACGAUCCUACAAACCACUACAGCCGCAUCGUGCACUCUUACGAGGUCGACGGCAGAGGCUAUGCCUUCCCUUACGAUGACGUUAACCCAGAUGGCAACGAGAACGCCUCUGGUGUUGUCUCGGGUACACCUAACACUUUGACCAUCUACGUUGGUGCUCCGCCAUCUUAA
Molecule: messenger RNA, 1353 nt
Organism: Fusarium keratoplasticum
Lineage: Eukaryota; Fungi; Ascomycota; Sordariomycetes; Hypocreales; Nectriaceae
Product: Glyco-hydro-64 domain-containing protein
Exons: 1
Coding region: 1-1353 (450 amino acids)
Source: RefSeq, a predicted model, not a curated record